AUGACGGGUGUUCUUCUUCCUGCGGAUCAAGUGACUAUGCAAGUAUACACCUCUCGAGAACCAGAAGAUCCCGAGUUCACGGUGGAUUCGAUUUUGCCUUUCUUAGGCCUGGGAGCCACGGAGUGUGAUCUGAAUCACUACGUGCUCCCAAUGCAGACGUCAGUUCAGACGUACGUUUGCCCGGCCUUAGAAGCGGCAGAAUCGAAGUGGAUCCCUUGGGACACGACGCUCGAAGAUUCCUUCCGGCUUCACAUGCUGGUAUGUGACAGGGAAGUCUUCGUGUCGAUGCGCCACUUUGCCAGCCUCCACAACUAUGUGAUCAACUUGGGAGGUGGUAACCCGGCCAACCGCAUCCUCACCUAUGUGGAGCUCCACUGCCUGCCACCGACCGAAACGGUCGAAGUGCUUGGUAGAAUGCAUAAGACCUUGCGCAAACUCAGGGACGACGUGGCGAUCCUGAAGACCGAAGUGCGCUUGUUGCGCCGUACGUUCGGUCAGGCAUUGGAAAACCUGGCCGCCAACUAUGAAGAGCUCGCUCCUCUGGUGGGCCUGGUCGCGCCUCCACAUAUUCAAGGAGAUCCUCAUGGAGCUGAUGAUGCAGAGCAGGCCGAUUGAAUCUUCAUCGAGCUCAUGACGCAGCAGAGCAGGCCGAAUGAAUCCGGCCGUUGCAGCGAGGCACAUAUUUUUUGGUGCAAUUUCAAUUCAGGGUAUGACACCCGCUGAAGCCAC
Cladocopium goreaui is the source of this 729-nucleotide messenger RNA. The record is from the annotation of a GenBank genome assembly. Lineage: Eukaryota; Dinophyceae; Suessiales; Symbiodiniaceae.